Trypanosoma brucei brucei TREU927 is the source of this 1335-nucleotide messenger RNA. RefSeq lists its product as hypothetical. The coding region runs from base 1 to 1335 and encodes 444 amino acids. Gene Ontology annotation, cellular component: nucleolus; small-subunit processome. NCBI's taxonomy places the organism in Eukaryota, Euglenozoa, Kinetoplastea, Trypanosomatida, Trypanosomatidae. Gene Ontology annotation, molecular function: protein binding. The record is from RefSeq and is a predicted model, not a curated record. The transcript has a single exon. Gene Ontology annotation, biological process: maturation of SSU-rRNA from tricistronic rRNA transcript (SSU-rRNA, 5.8S rRNA, LSU-rRNA).
AUGGUAAAGGUGAACGUUAUCAGCCGCUCUGAUUUGGAGUGGACCAAGGAUCGGAACGGUGAAGUUCCGAGGGUAAAUCGUAAUUUUGACAGCAAAUACAAUCCCAUGGCGAAGCAGGUGGAGUUCACGCGUGCAAUCAGGGCAGCAAAACUCGAUCGUAUGUUUGCGAAACCAUUUUUUGGUGCUCUUAGCGGCCACCAGGAUACAAUUCAGUCGAUUGCUGUGGAUUUUACCAAUUUGUCUACUGUCGUUAGCGGGUCUGUCGACGGCGGUAUGAUUGUUUGGGAUGCUUUCACGAAGAGACCCAAAGUGAUUGUGGAUGCCCACCGACACUCAAUCGACGGACUUGUGAUAUCUCCUGAUGGGGUGGCAUGUUUUAGCGCUUCCCGGGACAAGGUGGUUAAGAUGUGGGACCUUGAUUUUUCUUCGGAUAGCUCCAAAGUAGAACCCCUGGCGGAGUACCUUGGGGAGUUUCCGUUUUCUUCAAUUGAUCAUCACUACCAGAAAUCACAGUUUGUCACAUCGUCCGAUGUGGUGCAUGUAUGGGACGUCAACAGAACACAACCUCUUCAACGGUUUUCGUGGGGGGAUGACACGGUUUCGUGCUGUCGCAUUAAUAAAGUAGAGACGAAUCUGGUUGCAUGUUGUAUGUCCGAUCGAGGUGUGUUUAUAUAUGACACCAGAACCCAGGCGGCCCACUCCAAGGUUGUUUUGGAGAUGUGUUGCACGAGUUUAGCAUGGAACCCGAUGGAUCCGAACACUUUCGUCACAGGAAGUGACGACCGGAAUUGUUACCUAUUUGAUAUGAGGAUACCGGGACGCCCAAAGAAUGUUUUCCAGGGGCACAUUGCCGGUGUGACGUCUGUUGACUUCUGUCCCACAGGGAAAAAGUUCGCAGCGGGAUCACUUGAUUUUACGCUUCGUAUUUGGGAUAUUCACCAGACAACCAAAUCGAACUCUAUUGAAAUGUUUCACACGAAGCGCAUGGCGAAAGUAUUUUCGGUUAAAUGGUCCCCGGAUAGCAGAUAUUUAUAUAGUGGAAGCGAGGAUGCUAUCCUUCGCAUUUGGAAGGCAGACGCAAGCAAGCCCAUCCGACCUUUGCGAGGACCGGAGAAGAACACGUUUAACUAUAUGCGUUCAUUAAAGGAUAAAUAUUCUGGGUUUGUAGAAGUGAGAAGGAUUACUAACCAACGGAAUACACCUAAAGCCAUCCGCAGUGCCCAGAGGCGUAGUAAGAAGGCUGAGAAGAGAGAAAUGGUGAAGGAGGCAUCACGAAGAAAGUCUGAUGACAUAAAGCCUUUGGCAAAGCGCAAGGUUUAUCAGUAUCUGAAGUAG